Spodoptera litura is the source of this 3365-nucleotide messenger RNA. It is a transcript of the gene YME1L, whose product is annotated as ATP-dependent zinc metalloprotease YME1L. Gene Ontology annotation, cellular component: mitochondrial inner membrane. NCBI's taxonomy places the organism in Eukaryota, Metazoa, Arthropoda, Insecta, Lepidoptera, Noctuidae. Gene Ontology annotation, biological process: protein quality control for misfolded or incompletely synthesized proteins; mitochondrion organization. Gene Ontology annotation, molecular function: ATP hydrolysis activity; metalloendopeptidase activity; ATP binding. The record is from RefSeq and is a predicted model, not a curated record.
GACUUUAUAUUCGCUCAGCUCUCUAUAGCCAUUUUUUUUUUCACUGCGAAAAUUAAGUUUGACGUGCGAGCCUACAAAAUUUUCGAGUGCACUACUUCUUACAGAAAAAUACACUCAAUAACCAUCUACAUGUAACAUGUUCUCAUUGAAUUCUUUAAAUACCCAAAACCAGAUUUUAGUUAGUUUUAGCCAAUUAUCUUCAAGAUAUUCAAGUGUUUUCCGUCAUCGUAAGCAAAACAGUGGGAAAAGUAAAAAUGUGAGGGGGCAAGAGAGCUCGGCAGCAGUGUAUGACGCAAUAAUUUGUAAAGAAAGUCUUGAAGAAACUAUCAGGAACUUUGAUAAGAAUGUCUUAAGUGAGAUGAGAAGCAUAGAGCUUCGUACCCUCGCGAGCAAGGCGUGUCGUCCGCGUCUCCGCGAGCUAGCGUCCUCGCGCAAGGUGUCCCAUGUCUCCGCAGACACCUUCGACCAGAACAAGAAUGGCUGGUCACAGCUACCCACCGUCACUGUGCAUCUCUCUAGGAAGAAUACCAGGUUCAGCUUCACAGACAACUUCGUGGGUCUCCUGGCGCGUGGCAUGGAAGGUUCCACCUUCCAGUACGCGGUGCAGGUGCGCGGGUUCAAGACCGAGCGCGCCAUACACGCAGACCUGAAGCGGAACCCCAAUAUUAUUAGUAGAUUGCGUCUAGGCACGCAGGACCCCAUAGACAAGCAGGCCCCAAACCCGGAGGUGGCCCCCAGACUAGAGAAGUUACUAAAUGAAGACUCCGCACACCUCACUCAUCAACAGAAGGAUAAGAUCAAGAUUGCUUUCGCUGAGGGGUAUCUAGCAGGUUCUCACCCAGAUAACGUGCGCGGUACGAAGGCGUCAAAAUAUCUGAAGUUAGUUCAACAACUGCUGACCAUCGUGCUGUUCCUGGCUAUAUUCGUCAGUCUCAUGGCGUCCGUCAGUGGCACUGUCUUCCGGAUCCAGUUGGGCAACCAAGUGGAGGUGGACCCUGAGGACAUCUCUGUCACAUUCGAUGAUGUCAAGGGAGCUGACGAGGCUAAACAGGAGCUUAAGGAUGUUGUGGAAUUCCUAAAGUCUCCCGAGAAAUUCUCGACCCUCGGUGGGAAGUUGCCCAAGGGUGUAUUGUUGGUGGGUCCCCCGGGGACCGGCAAGACGUUGCUGGCGCGGGCCGUGGCCGGGGAGGCGCGGGUUCCAUUCUUCCACGCGGCCGGACCGGAGUUCGAUGAAAUACUCGUCGGCCAGGGCGCUAGGAGGGUGCGGGAUCUGUUCAAGGCGGCGAAGGAGCGCGCUCCGUGCGUGAUAUUCAUCGACGAGAUCGACUCCGUCGGAGCCAAACGGACCAACAGCGUGCUACAUCCUUAUGCCAACCAGACAAUAAACCAGUUACUAUCAGAGAUGGACGGCUUCCACCAGAAUGAGGGCGUCAUCGUACUCGGCGCCACCAACAGACGAGACGACCUCGACCAGGCACUACUCAGACCUGGACGGUUCGAUGUCGAGGUGACGGUGCCGACGCCGGACUACGGCGGGCGGCGCGAGAUCCUGGAGCUGUACCUGGCGCGGGUCCGCGCCCACCAGGACGUCGACCCCGACGUACUCGCGCGGGGCACCACCGGCUUCACCGGCGCCGACCUCGAGAACAUGGUCAACCAGGCCGCGCUCAAGGCAGCGAUAGACGGUGCAAAGACAGUGUCAAUGAAAUACCUUGAGGACGCUCGGGACAAGGUCCUGAUGGGCCCGGAGAGAAGAUCCAGACUGCCUGAUGAAGAAGCUAACACCAUCACUGCCUACCACGAGGGUGGACAUGCUAUUGUCGCGUAUUUCACUAAGGACUCUCACCCGCUGCACAAGGUGACCAUCAUCCCGCGCGGCCCGUCCCUCGGACACACGGCAUACAUACCCGCCAAGGAGAGAUACCACGUAACCAAACAGCAGCUCCUAGCGAUGAUGGACACCAUGAUGGGAGGCCGUGCCGCCGAGGAACUUGUCUUCGGACCUGAGAAGAUCACCUCCGGAGCGUCAUCAGACCUGAAGCAAGCGACGGCGAUAGCGUGCCACAUGGUCCGCGAGUGGGGCAUGAGUGAGAAGGUCGGGCUGCGCGCCCUGGAGCCGGCCCGGCCCGCGCUGCACAGCGCCGAGCAACUCGGCCCUUACACCAACGAACUGGUGGACGGCGAGAUCAAGAAGAUACUAUCAGAGAGUUACGAGCGCGCCAAGGCGAUACUGCGCACUCACGCCAAGGAACACAAGGCACUAGCAGAGGCAUUGUUGAAAUACGAAACUCUAGACGCAGAUGACAUAAAAGCUAUAAUGAACGGCGAAAAAAUCAAAGUGGAGCGCCACGGUCGGCCGAGCAAGGAACCUGCACCCAGCUCGGCGCCCGCAGCGCCCUCUGGCGCCGGACUACUGGGCACCCCACACCCGGCGCCCGCCUAGCGCCCUAAACUCCCCAAUCGUGUAAAUUGAAAAUUUUGCAGGCGAACUGUAAACAUUUUAAAUAAAAAUAAGUAAAACAUGCAAUGAUUAGUCGGCGUUUGAUUGUAGCUAGUCUCGUAAGGAAGAUGGCGGUGUAUAUGUGAUAUAACACCGCAUUACGGUUUUUUCUAUACGGUUAACCGCGAAACGGCCCGAGGUUUACGCACUACGGUUAUAACCGUAAUAUUUUCAACCUCAAUUUCUACCACUUAGUUCUUUAUAUUACAAUUUUGUAGCACUUGUUUUAUUCUAAAAUUUCAAUUUUUCAAAAUGCGUUUAGACCGUAGUGCGGUCUGAGUCUUAGAGUUGAUUGACAAAAAAAUGACGUCACAAAAAAGAAUAUCCUUCUAAAAAUAACUAGUCUCGAAUUGUGAUUGGCUAUCGAGUAAAGCCCAGAUAGUGCUGCCAUCUUUCGCUAGCUGUUUGAAAACUUCUUCGGAAAAGUACUCAAAUAUUAUAAUUUUAUAAGUUGUAUCUUGCUACUGGGUCCCUUCUGAAGGAGAAGGGAUAAUGGAAGCUUAAAGACUAUUUAUAAAAAUGUGUUAUAUUUGUAAAACGAUUAUAACGUAAGUAACUAAAAAUUAGUUACUAGCUUCUGCUCGGCUCCUAUUAAUCGCAGCGUGAUGUUUUAUGGCCUGGAGCCUUCCUCGACAAAUGGACUAUCUAACACAAUAAGAAUUAUUCAAUUCGAUUCAGUAGUUCCAGAGAUAAGUGCGUUCAAGCUAACUACCUUUACAAUAUGACUAAAGUAAAUAUUAAAGAAAAAUGGACUCUAUUUUACUGAGACUGGGUUUAUAAUCGUUUUAUGAAUAUCGCAAUCGACAUGUAAAACUAUUAAGUGAUUAAUUGGUUUUCAAAAUAAAAUUUUAUCCAUGUACAGACA